GGCACAAGCGGACCGGGGCAUGGCGUAAGCGGACCAGGGCAUAGCCAUCGCGCUCCACUCGGAGGACAUACAUGUCGGAGUCAUGGCAGGCCAGGACGCCCAUGAUACACAUCAUGGCGGCCACGGCCGAGGGAGACUGUCGUCGGUCUUGGUCCCGUUUGCUGGAGGGGCUCUGACGAUUAUACAUGCUGCCGCAGUACUGCUGGCUCAUCACGAUACAGCGGCAGCUGCCUCAUGUAUGCUGCCGCGACCGAUCCUUCCUGGGGCUUUGAUCGCUUGUAGCACUUUGCAUGUCCUGGCGUCUUUGGAAAAAUGGCCUCCGCAGUCUCACGAACUCUUCCAUCACCACCGCUGUCGCACAAUCCACGUCGGCUUUGAUGCCAAUUGUCCCCGCUUUGGCAGCAUUGCACCUCGCAAAAUCCAACCGCGUCUUCAACAACCCUCGUUCGCGUUGCGAUAUGCAGUUCCAACGUAACGACAUUGAGCGUUGAGCGUCGAGCAACAACAUUGCCAGAGUGACUAGUUGGUCACCUGCCAAAGAGAUCCUAUCGAUCGAUGUCUCCGCCCAGCUUUCUGGGACGAGCCGACGCAUCAAGAUGUGUAUACGUGCCUAGCAACCUGCGUUCUGGACAGCUGAUCCUCCAGGACAGCGGCUCUUGCCA
Molecule: messenger RNA, 662 nt
Organism: Dothidotthia symphoricarpi CBS 119687
Lineage: Eukaryota; Fungi; Ascomycota; Dothideomycetes; Pleosporales; Dothidotthiaceae
Exons: 2
Coding region: 83-475 (130 amino acids)
Source: RefSeq, a predicted model, not a curated record